Molecule: messenger RNA, 569 nt
Organism: Thamnophis sirtalis
Lineage: Eukaryota; Metazoa; Chordata; Lepidosauria; Squamata; Natricidae
Source: RefSeq, a predicted model, not a curated record
GUCUAGUAGAUGCACACACACAUCCUGUAUGGGCUGGUGAUAGGGUGCAUGAAUUUGCAAUGAAGUUGGCAGGUGCUUCCUAUAUGGAUAUUCAUCAAGCUGGAGGAGGAAUACAUUUCACUGUGGAACAGACGCAGAAAGCCCGAGAAGACGAACUCCUUAAAAGUUUCAAAAUCCGUCUGUUACGGAUGCUCCGAGCAGGCACCACUUUGGUUGAAUGCAAAAGUGGAUAUGGUUUAAAUCUGGAAACAGAAAUUAAGAUGCUCAGGGUCAUUGAACGGGCUAAAAAGGAAUUGGACAUUGGUAUUUCUUCCACCUACUGUGGAGCCCAUGCAAUUCCUAAGGGGAAAAAUGCUACAGAAGCUGCUGAUGACAUUAUCAACACCCAUCUUCCUAAACUCAAAGAACUUGAUCUUAAUGGUGAAAUGCAUGUUGACAAUAUAGACGUCUUCUGUGAGAAGGGUGUCUUUGAUCUGAGUUCUACCAAAAGAAUUCUUCAGGCUGGAAAAGCUAUAGGGUUACAAAUGAACUUCCAUGGGGAUGAGCUGCAUCCAAUGAAAAGUGCUGAG